Messenger RNA from Lecanosticta acicola, 1060 nucleotides. NCBI's taxonomy places the organism in Eukaryota, Fungi, Ascomycota, Dothideomycetes, Mycosphaerellales, Mycosphaerellaceae. The record is from the annotation of a GenBank genome assembly.
AUGGCGCAGACUGCUUUGCCCACCCGCGGCGGCUUCGACCCCAAGGCCGCCUCCGUCUACACCCCCCGAAAGAACGGAGCCCCUCAUACGCUCGAGCACCGCAUCUACAUCGAGAAGGAUGGCGUCCCAGUCUCGCCAUGGCACGACAUUCCGCUCUACGCCAACGAGCAGCAGACCGUCUUGAACAUGGUCGUCGAGAUUCCUCGCUGGACCAAUGCAAAGCAGGAGGUGCGUACAGCAGCAGCCAAUGUCUUCACCGCCCAAUCCUCUCGUGCACCGUGUGCCAUUGCAUGAGCCAUUGAUUGACGAUCGCGAACCGGCAGAUCUCCAAGGAUGAGGAGCUCAACCCCAUCAAGCAGGACACCAAGAAGGGCAAGCUUCGAUUCGUCCGCAACUGCUUCCCCCACAAGGGCUACCUCUGGAACUACGGCGCCUUCCCCCAGACAUGGGAGGACCCCAACGUCAGCCACCCAGAGACCAAGCAGAAGGGUGACAACGACCCACUCGACGUUUGCGAGAUUGGUGAGCUCGUCGCCAAGCCAGGCGAGGUCAAGCAAGUCAAGGUCCUUGGUGUCAUGGCACUCCUUGACGAGGGCGAGACCGACUGGAAGAUCAUCGUGAUCGAUGUCAACGACCCUCUCGCUCCUCGCCUGAACGACAUUGAGGACGUCGAGCGUCAUCUCCCAGGCCUUCUCCGCGCCACCAACGAGUGGUUCCGCAUCUACAAGAUCCCAGAUGGCAAGCCAGAGAACCAGUUCGCUUUCUCCGGCGAGUGCAAGAACCGCAAGUACGCCAUGGACAUUGUCCGCGAGUGCGCCGAGGCUUGGGAGAAGCUCAUCACCGGCAAGACUCCAAAGGGCGAUAUCAACCUGUGGGUAUCUUUGGAAGUUUUCUGGUAGUACAUGGCUAAUCAACUUGCAGCACCAACGUGACGGUUCCACACAGCGCAGACCGCGUCGACCCCGGCAAGCUCAGCAUCUCACCAAACGAGGAGAAGACCCCAGCCCCGAUCGACCCAAGCAUCGACAAGUGGUUCUACAUCUCUGGAGCUUCCGCCUAA